Messenger RNA from Myxozyma melibiosi, 1707 nucleotides. RefSeq names its product Frag1/DRAM/Sfk1 family-domain-containing protein. NCBI's taxonomy places the organism in Eukaryota, Fungi, Ascomycota, Lipomycetes, Lipomycetales, Lipomycetaceae. Bases 280 to 1239 code for a protein of 319 amino acids. The transcript has a single exon. Gene Ontology annotation, cellular component: plasma membrane. The record is from RefSeq and is a predicted model, not a curated record.
UUGGACUAAUCCGCAGCAGUUGCGUAUUCCUCGGCGGGAUCUACGCAGGGCCUCGCCUCGAACCUGCUCUUCCCGCUAAACCUUGAAAUCUUCCGCUCUGCCACUGCCACCAUCCCCGACCGGGCUCUGUUUUUUCCCUCAUCCUUUUUUCUCUCUCGUCUACGCCACCUUUUGUUCCCCCAUUUUAUAUCUAUUUACCUCCUCCUCCUCCUCCUCUUCCUGUUCUCCUCGAACACCUAUACCUCUUCCUCCCCGUCUCUCUUUCAUGCCCUGCCCGUAAUGUUCUUCGAAAAAGAUCCCGACGUGCGCUCGCACUUCCCCAUCCUCCGUCGCUUUCGGCACUACUGGAUCCUCCCCCUCAUCUCCUGCUGCACCUGGUGGGGCAUGCUCAUCGCCAUGAUGGCCAUCUGGGCCGCAAACGGCUACGGCAACCACCUCUAUCCCUCCCAGGAAUCCGGCACGCGCAUGCCCUACAUCUCCGACAUUGGUGCCUCGGGCGUCAAGGCCCUCUUCAUCGCCUGCGCGGCCACCCAGGGCGUCUUCUUCGUCCUCUCCAUCGCGGCCGAGCGCUACCUCCGCCACGCCCACCGUCUCGAGCCCAACCGCUACCGCGCCGAGAAGAUCCUCGGCGGCCUCGCCAUCUUCUUUGCCUUUGGCGGCGAGAUCGGCGUCAUCUUCCUCUCCAUCUUCGACACUUACCACCAUCACUCCGCGCACAUCAUCAACCUCUGCAUCUUCGUCGUCCUCCUCGGCAUCUCCGCCAUCUGCACCUCCGCUGAGUAUACCCUCCUCCGCAAGAAAUACUACGAAGUCCACUGGCUGCGCUUCUCCUACAUCCUCAAAAUCGUCUGGUUCCUCGUCGCCCUCGGCCUCGCCAUCGCCUUCGCCGUCCUCAACGGCGACUCAUACGACCCCGACUACGGCGCCUACGUCGAAUGGACUCUUUCCUACUGGUACGGCAUCUACGGCAUCAUCCUCUUCUUCGACCUCCUUCCCGCCUCUAGAAAGUCCCAGUUGCGCGAGAAGUCCGGCGGCUACAUGUUUGGCGCCGCUCCCGGUCCUGCCGUCGCCGACGCGACCGAGGAUCCCAACGCCCUGCAGGACCGUACCGCCGCCACUCCGCGUCUUGACAACGGCUCGAGCGACGACGAAACCAGAGUCGGCCAGGCUUACCUCGACGAGGAAGCUGCGUACAAGCCCAACCCGCGCACCGGCGGAGGCCUCGCCGCAAACUUUUAAGCGGUGUUGCUCAUGAUUAGUGAUCUGCUUUCUAUCUGAUCCCACCCCAGCAGACGUCUUUUUGAUAUCUUUGUACGAUUGGCAAGAACCCUGUGAGAGUUUCUUGAUGUGCUUCCGUUCUAUCUAGUGUUGUGUCUGUUAUCUAGGGUCAUCUAGUUUUUGGAUCUAGUUUUGGGUUUAUAUAAUUCUUUGGCGUUUACCAUACAUGUCUUACGUUUGGUUAUCUAUUUCUCUGCGUCUUUUUGAUCAUCCUUGCUAGGAUAUUUGAUUUAAUUUUGUUCAAUACUCUCUUUAUCUUCUUGUAUUUAUAGUCGCGCAUUUGAAUAUAUACCUUGCCGGGAUAUGAAUAAUCCGUGUUUCACUGGGCUGUCACAGCACAAUCACAUGAUUACAUAAGAUGUAAACAAACGCAACAGCACAUUCCCUCGUCUCUGUCCUUCCCAUUUUUAGCUAGCAGCUACAUUACAC